Molecule: messenger RNA, 3412 nt
Organism: Struthio camelus australis
Lineage: Eukaryota; Metazoa; Chordata; Aves; Struthioniformes; Struthionidae
Source: RefSeq, a predicted model, not a curated record
CAGCUAUGUGUUGCUGCAGGUGGAGCCUGCCCAACGCGGAGCGCUACGCCCUGCAGUACGCAGAUGGGCGGCAGACAUACAUCACUGAGUUGAACCGUGGGGAGAUUAAGAACGGAAGCAUUUUAUGGCUGACCACCUCUCCGGAUCAAGAAGCAGAGGGGUUGUACAACGGGAUCCAGAGCAACAACGUGGAUGUGAAGUCUGACUCACUGAAGAGGCUUGCAAGCCUUUCCCAAGAUGUUACCUUUGCUCAGGAGUUCAUCAACAGAAAUGGCUUGAAACAGAUUUUCUCUAUUGUGGAAGAGGGGAAUGAUACAGGGGAGAUACUAGCUCACACCCUGAAGGCCUUCAUGGAGCUGAUGGAGCAUGAUUUUGUUUCCUGGGAGACACUUAGUGCGGCCUUCAUCAAAAAGAUAGUGAGUUAUGUCAAUAUGAACGCAAUGGAUGCCUCUGUCCAGCAGCUCUCCUUGUCAAUCUUGGAGAACAUGGUACCUAGCAGUCGCCUGCUCUUUGAGCUAGUCAAAAAAGAAGUGACUGUGGAUCGUUUGCUCACCCACCUGCAGGUGACAAAUACCCAGUUGCAGCUGAAGGCGAUGGCCCUGCUCAUUGCACUGCUGCUGGCUGCCACUGAUGCUGAGCGACGGGAUAUCAUGGACUACCUGAGGGAGAGGAACGUCAGGCAGUUUAUCCACAAGAACAUCAUCCACAGCUCGGAGCCACUGGGGGAUGAGAUGGCCCAUUACCUGUAUGUGCUGCAGUCCAUCAGCCUCAACCUGCACGAGCGCCGCAUGAGGACCCCCAUGGAUCCGUAUUCACAGGAACAGCGGGAGCUCCUCCAGUCACUGCGCCAAACUGCCUUUGAGUCGGAGAGUGAGACGCCCACCAGCAACUUCAGCACUGAGCGCCGGCGCUCCCUGUGUGCCAAGGAGUUCCGCAAGCUGGGCUUUGUGAACAACAGCAACCCAGCACAGGACCUGUACCGUGCCCCCCCAGGACUCCUUGCCCUUGACAACAUGGUGUAUUUCUCCAGGCAUACCCCUAACGCCUACAGCAGGUUUGUCCUUGAGAACAGCAGUCGUGAAGACAAACAUGAAUGCCCAUUUGCUCGGAGCAGCAUCCAGCUCACCCUGAUCCUCUGCGAGAUCCUGCACGUGGGAGAGCCAUGCUCGGAGACGGCUCAGGCCUUUUACCCUAUGUUCUUCGGGCAGGACCAUUUCUUCGAAGAGCUCUUCUGCAUCUGCAUCCAGCUGGUGAACAAGACCUGGAAGGAGAUGCGUGCUACCCAGGAGGACUUUGACAAGGUGCUGCAGGUGGUGCGGGAACAGAUUACUAGGACACUGUCCCUCAAGCCCACCUCCCUGGAGUUAUUCAAGACCAGAGUGAAUGUUCUGAACUACAGUGAGAUCCUCAAGCUGCGGCAGACGGAGCGGCUGCACCAGGAGGAGACACUGGCUGUGCCUGUGCUAGAGUUGCGUGAGAGGCUGAAGCCUGAGCUCCUAGAACUGAUACGACAGCAGCGUCUGAUGCGCCUCUGUGAGGGCACCCUCUUUCGCAAGAUCAGCAGCCGCCGCAGGCAGGAUAAGCUGUGGUAUUGCCGCCUCUCACCCAACCACAAGGUGCUGCACUAUGGGGAUGUGGAGGAGGGGGUGCACUCUCCCCCCAUUGAGAGGCCGCCGGAAAAAAUUCCUGUGGCGGACAUGAAGGCACUGCUUGUUGGAAAGGAGUGUCCACACACGAAGGAGAAGAGCUCUGGGAAGCAGAACAAGGAUGUCCUGGAACUUGCCUUCUCCAUUGUGUAUGAUGUGGAAGAAUACUGUCUGAACUUUAUUGCUCCCACACGGUAUGAGUUCUGCCUCUGGACAGAUGGGCUGAACAUGCUCCUGGGCAAGGAGAUGACGAGUGAGCGAACACAGACGGAUCUUGAUGUCCUGCUGUCGAUGGAACUCAAGCUGCGGCUCCUGGACCUGGAGAACAUCAGCAUCCCUGACACCCCCCCUCCUGUCCCAAAGCCCCCCAGCAACUUAAACUUCUGCUAUGACUUCAGCCAUGCAGAACAGUGAGUUCCUGCAUCCCUCCCUGUGCCCUGCUCCCCUGCCCCUCUCUUCCCUCUACAGGCUGCCCUGUUUGGCUCUGUGGUGGUUGGGCCUGGAAUCAUUUUGCUGUCUGCCAACAGCAAAACCCUUCCUCCAAGCUCGGUACUCCAUUCCUGCCCAAAGGGAUGAGCCCAGGUGCUGGAUGGUGGCCUGGGCCUGUGCUGCCUAUCCCCUUCCUGUGUGCAAUAGGCUGUGAGCAAGCAGGGCAGUCUGUCUCCUCUUCCACACCUCCUACUUGCCCAGCCUGAGCUCACCAGCACCCCAGAGCAAACUCCCCACCCCUCUUUGCCUGUGCCCUGCUCUCCCAUGAAAGAACAGGGCUCAGCCACUGGAGCUUUAGGCUCCAACACUUACCAUGCUACUGUUAAAUGGAGGCUGGCAGCUUGUCUGCUUUGCUCCCUUGCCAUGGGCAGGUGAGAUGAAGCACCUUCCAGACAGCUGAGCCCUUCUAUGCUGGUGCUGCCCUCCCCCACUUUGCUGCAGUCAGGCUCUGGGCAGAGGGCAAGGAAGCCAACAGGAAUAAAGGUACAGGUGUAGGGCUGUGACAGUGUGAGGACAGCAUUACAAAAGUACAAAUCUACGCAGCCUGACCCUCCCCUUAACAGCUCCUCAGGGUGGAGACUCCCUUUUGGAGAAGAAAGGGGUGAGAAAAGAAGAAAACACUCCUGCUGCUAAGGCUUGAUGACCAGAUGGCAUUCUCCCGCAGGGUCAGUGUCAAGUCAUGGCCAGGCCACAGCCCUUAUGCAACAGGGGAGUUUAUGUACAGAGCAGUAUCCUAGCACCAAAUGGGUCGACUGAUGGGCCAGUCACUUAUGUGACUGCAAAUUUUCUCCUGAACCCAUCUCUCCUCCUCAUCCCUUCUGCAAGUGCUCCCAGAGGUCAUUUAGGGCACAAGUCCCUUCUACCCAGCAAAAUUUCAAACGGUCGGUCACAGGCUUAUCGCCACUGUGCCUAAUGCGGCAGGGAGACCCCAGUCUGCCCUUGCUGCACAACACUGAGAUGCUCGUGCUAAUCCUGGUGCCUUCCCCCACAUUGGCAGAUACUUGCACACUUCAGCCAUGCUGCUGCACCACUGCAAUAAAAGCUACCUCUUCUAUGGCCCCAAACAUCUCUCACCCUGAUGCCCCUACUAUUAACGGUACCCUGGUGUCCUGUGCCUCCUUGUGCUUACAGCUUCUUUAAGGGCUGUUGUACAAUAAAGGAUUAGCCUGUGAGCCUGUGACUGUCUAAGCACUGUAACCACACAUUGCUGGGGUGGCAUGGGCUGUGACUGCACCUCCACCUCCAGUGUAUUUGAACAAUAAACACUUGUGAAGACC